AUGUCGGGUCAGACGUUGACAGACCGCAUCGCCGCGGCGCAGUACAGCCUGACGGGAUCCGAGGUGUCCCGAGCGGUGUGUAAAUCCACCACACAUGAGCAGACCGCUCCAAAGAAGAAGCACCUGGAAUACCUGAUCCAGGCCACCUCAGAGACCACUGUGAACGUCCCCCAGAUGGCCGAUACACUGAUGGAGAGGGCCGGCAACGCCAGCUGGGUGGUGGUUUUCAAAGCCCUGAUCACCACACACCACCUCAUGGUGCAAGGCAACGAGAAAUUCCUGCAGUUCCUGGCUUCUAGAAACACCUUGUUCAACCUCAGCAACUUCUUGGACAAAACUGGCUCCCAUGGCUAUGACAUGUCCACAUUUAUCAGACGCUACAGCCGUUAUCUCAACGAGAAGGCCUUCGCCUACAGACAGAUGUCUUUUGACUUUGGACGAGUCAAGAAAGGAGCUGAGGGAGCGAUGAGGACUAUGUCUGUAGAGAAGCUGUUGAAAGGAAUGCCGACCCUGCAGAGCCAGAUCGACGCACUGCUGGAUUUUGAUGUGCAUCCUCCGGACCUGGACAAUCCAGUGAUAAAAUCCUGCUUCCUCCUGCUCUUCAAAGAUCUGAUCAAGUUAUAUGCCUGCUACAAUGAUGGCGUCAUUAACCUGCUCGAAAAGUUUUUCCUGAUGAAGAGGAGCCAGUGUAAAGACGGGCUGGAGAUCUACAAGAGAUUCCUUACACGAAUGACUCGGGUUUCCGAGUUCUUCAAAAUCGCUGAGGAAGUGGGAAUAGACAAAAAUGACAUCCCCGAACUCACUCAGGCCCCAGAAAGUCUUCUAGAGUCCCUGGAGACCCACCUCAACACCCUUGAGGGGAAGAAGCCGUCACCCACUAAGGAAGAUACGGCCAACAACUCCAUGCCAGCGGCUGCUGCUGCUGCUGCUCCUGCUGCUGCUACUGCCGCACCACCGGCCAAGGCACCGCAUCGGGCUCCCCCUGCUCGCCCUGGGCCACCUACCAAACCUCCUCCGCCUGCCGUCACCCCCUCUGCACAAGCCCCCAUCACCACCACCAUAACUAGCAAUGCCCUUGAUGAUGGGUUCUUGUUGGAUUUGGACCCAAUUUCCUCCUUGUCAACAGGGGGCGCUGCAGCUGCUUGUUCUAUGACUGGAUGGGGAGAUCUUUUGGCUGAGGCAGCUCCAUCUGCCUCUGAUGGAGCUUCUGAAGCUCUCCUGGCCGAGGGAGAAUCUGCUGAGGCUGAUGCUGAUGCUGCAGCUACCCCUGCAGCUGUCGCACCCAAAGCCACCGCUACCACUGCUGCUGCAGCUCGACCAGUCCCCGCCUCUCUGCCCAUCUCCGCCCCUGCCACCACCUCAGCCACAGAAAUCGACCUUUUCGGAGAUGCGUUUGCACCUUCCCCAGGAGAUGGUCCUGCUGCCGUGGCCGCGGGCCCUGCUUCUGAUGCUUUUGGUGGAUCUGACCCCUUUGCCACGACGGAAGGGAGUGCAGAAAUUGCUCCAGAGCUGGACCUGUUCGCCAUGAGGCCCGCCGCCACGGAGGCCAUCGCCACCACCCCUGCCGUCAUCAUCCCUCCCACCUCUAGUGAGGCGCCGACCAUCGUCGCCCCAAUCGCUGCCCCCGCUGCUCCCACCCCUUCUUCCACCACCACAACCACCACCGACACCACCACAGAGUCUGCAGCCGCUCCGACUCUAGAUAUCUUUGGUGAUAUGUUUGAUUCAAUGCCUGAGCAAAGCCCCACCACAGAAUCCAAAGCUGCUACCACUCCUAGCGUAGACCUUUUUGGUGCAGACCUUCCUGCUGUCUCACGUGGGCCCUCUCCUUUGCCCGAGCUGGCUCUGGCUGGAGACAUUGUAACGGACUUUACAUCUCCAGCUCUUGCUGCUGCUUCGCCUUCCCUUGCUCCUGCUGAAACUCCAGGCUCAGAAGCCUCGACUCCGCCCCAGGCAGAGUCGGUGCCAGUUAUUGACCUGCUGGACUCCUUCAGCAGUUCUGUGGAGGAGACGCAGAGCUCUGCUCCUGGAGGGCCCGGAGACGACCUGCUGGGAGGCCUGAUGUCUCCCACCCUGGCCCCCACUGCUGCUCCAACUUUGGCUCCUUUGGGUUCCUUGGCUCCUUUAGCUCCUUUGGCUCCCUUGGCUCCCUUGGCUCCUUUGGCCCCCUUGGCUCCCUUGGCUCCAGCUCCGGUGCAGAAUAACCUCUUGGAUUCAGGCUUUGACGCCCUGGGCUCGCUGGUGUCUCCAACACGACCAGUCCCAGCAGCAGCAACAGCAACAGCAGCAGAACCUGCAACCACUACGUUGGCGCCCUCUGGUGGCUUUGAUGCUUCAAUGUUUGGUGGAUUAGGCGACUUGCUGAUGCCUGCCGUCACGCCCCAGAGCACCGGGGGCAGCACUGCUGGAAGCACAGCUGGAAGCAUGGGUACUCCCGUCGCACCAGGAGGCAUGGCGGCUGCUCCCCCGGCCACCCCGCCUCCCACCAAAACCAUUGGAGGGGAUCUGGACUCGUCACUGGCCAACCUGAUUGGAGACCUCGGAGUGAAGAAAAAGGACCCACAGAGUGAGAAGAAGCUGACAGGAGGUGCCAACUGGACGCCACAUGUAGCCCCCACAAGCUGGGCUACAGGAGUCCCCAUGGCUGGUGCCACCCCUGGAGCUCCUGGAGCACCAGGAGCUGGUCCACCUAGUGGAGCCAUGGUGCCACCAAUGAGUGCACAGCCUUGCUUUGCCAUACCUCCAGCAGCAGGGCCUGGUGCUCCCCUGAUGCAACCCAUGAUGGGGCAGCCAAUGAUGGGACAGCCCAUGAUGAGACCUGCCUUCACAAGUGUGGCUGGAGCUGUACCUGGAGCUGCUGCACCAGGAGCACCGAUUUCUUCAGGACCUGCAAGCCAGAGUCCCAAGAAGCCCAAGGACCCUCUGGCAGACCUCGACCUCAAGGACUUCUUAUAA
Messenger RNA from Limanda limanda (common dab), 2955 nucleotides. It is a transcript of the gene snap91a, whose product is annotated as synaptosome associated protein 91a. Gene Ontology annotation, molecular function: phosphatidylinositol-4,5-bisphosphate binding; SNARE binding; 1-phosphatidylinositol binding. The transcript has 28 exons. NCBI's taxonomy places the organism in Eukaryota, Metazoa, Chordata, Actinopteri, Pleuronectiformes, Pleuronectidae. Gene Ontology annotation, cellular component: extrinsic component of presynaptic endocytic zone membrane; synaptic vesicle; clathrin-coated vesicle. Bases 1 to 2955 code for a protein of 984 amino acids. The record is from RefSeq and is a predicted model, not a curated record. Gene Ontology annotation, biological process: synaptic vesicle budding from presynaptic endocytic zone membrane; clathrin coat assembly; clathrin-dependent endocytosis.